AUGGAGUCUAUCGGAUCUUUCAUAAAGUUCAAUAACCUGAGAACUUUGAUCUUGGAUGUACAUCUUUUUCGCGAUAAAGCUACCGACGACGACGAUGACGAUGAAGAUGACGAUGACUACUUCUGGAACGAGUGCUUGAUGACCGGGAACUACCCUCAAACUCUUCACCUGCUCGACCUUCGAGGCUGGUCAUGGCAGGGGAUUUGCCAUAGAAUCAGCAUAUACGAAGAGGGUACACCGCGCGAUACACGGGAAUUUAUAAUGAUGAAAAUGGUCUGGACCGUUGACCUGCGCGACUCAGAAGAUAAGCCUGGUUGUGUGGAGGUGGAUGACAACCUAAUUUUGCAAGAUAGCGCCGUCAACACACUCAGAGUGACGGCGGGCAACCUGGCGUUGGCCGGAUACCACCUUGGGCGCGAAGGAAAGGACUCCAAACUGCUUGCAGACGAGGGUUCAAUGGCGACAACACUUAUCGGCCAGUACGGUGGAGAAUUUCGCGACGUCUACAUGACAAAUCCAGGCGACGCAAAGACCGCAUUGCGCAUUGCAAGUGGUAAGUAUAGAGAAGCCAACACCGAUGGUGAGGAUGAUGAGUCGGAUCCUACUAGCGAGGCAGACGAAGAUGCAGAAGAUUCGGAAGAGGACUCCGAGGACCCGGAAGGCGAUUCAGAAGAGUAUGUAGAAGAGGAUUCAGAGGAAGAUUCAGAUGACGAAUUUGAGUAUGAUUGA
Molecule: messenger RNA, 729 nt
Organism: Parastagonospora nodorum SN15
Lineage: Eukaryota; Fungi; Ascomycota; Dothideomycetes; Pleosporales; Phaeosphaeriaceae
Exons: 2
Coding region: 1-729 (242 amino acids)
Source: RefSeq, a predicted model, not a curated record